CAUAACAAACAUGCAAAUAACUUGCAGUCUUUCUAUUUUUAUUCUGAUUUCCUGAAGCUCUUAGCCUCAGAAGCGUUAGAAAAUGACUGAUGGAGAUCAAGAAAACAUGUCAAGGCACAACAUAGAAAACGCCGAUGAGCGAGUUCCUUUGUUAUCAAGCACACAAGAUCACGAGAAGGUUUCUGGAGCAUCCUUUCAUGGCUCGGUGUUCAACCUGUCAUGCACAAUCGUCGGCUCGGGAAUCAUGAGCCUGCCCGCAACCCUGAAACUCUUGGGGCUCGUUCCCGGGAUUGUGUUGAUCGUUACAGUUGCGUUUGUUAUCCAGGCGUCGAUUGAGAUGCUGUUGAGAUUCAGCAAGGCAGGGUCUGCAUGUUCCUAUGGAAAUGUCAUGGGUGAUGCCUUUGGAAGAAUAGGGAAGGUUGUGCUCCAGAUCUGCAUUGUUAUCUACAACACUGGCUCUCUUAUUGUGUACAUGAUCAUAAUUGAGGAUGUGCUUUCCGGAUCAAACUCAAAGGAGGCUCACCACACCGGCAUUUUGGAAGGGUGGUUUGGAGCUCACUGGUGGACUAGCCGCGCCUUUGUUCUUGUCACAGUAACUGUUGUCAUCUUUUUACCAUUGAUGUUCUUCGAGCGUAUCGAUUCAGCAAGAUACAUCUCUAUCAUAUCGGUUGGAUUGGCACUUGUGUUUCUUCUUGUUGUCAUUGGAGUCACAGCUUACAAACUAAUGGAUGGAAGCAUCGAGACGCCAAAAUGGUUUCCAAAUGUGACUGAUUCUGCAUCAUUCUUUAAUCUCUUCACCGCAGUCCCUGUUGUUGUUUUCGCAUACAUCUGUCACUACAAUGUACACACAAUUCAGAACGAGCUUGAAGAUCCUUCCCUAAUGCGAGCAGUUGUUCGAGGUUCACUUGCCCUAUGUGCAGUUGUAUAUGUAAUGACAGGCAUUUUCGGGUUCCUUCUCUUUGGCGAAUCAACAUAUUCUGAUCUGCUCUCCAACUUUGACACCGACAUUGGCAUCCCCUACAGUUGGCUGUUCAACGACAUUAUUCGAAUCAGCUACGCAGGGCACGUCAUACUAGUAUUCCCAACCAUUUUCUUACCGCUCCGGCUCAACUUGGAUGGCCUUCUUUUCCCCUCGGCAAGGCCUCUGGCUUUAGACAAGAAGAGAUUUGUGUUGGAAAGUUUAGGGCUUGUCUUCGUUGCCCUUGUGGGUGCAAUAUUCGUACCAAAUAUUUGGAUAGCUUUUGAGUUCACCGGUGCAACCAUGGGAGGAUUACUUGCAUUUGUUUUCCCUGCUUCCAUCACUCUCAAGGAUCCUCAUUGUACAAGGGACAAGAUUGUGUCAGUCUCCAUGAUCCUUCUUGCAGUAUUUGCAAACCUGAUGGCCACUUACAGCAAUCUCAGCUCUUUGGUGUCAUAACACGGUUUAGGAACUUGGUUUCUUUGCAUAAUGCAACAGACAUUAAGUUUAAUUUCUGCUUUGUGGAAGAUUCAAUGUUUAUCACGGAUUAAGGCAUUUAAGUGACUUCUAGUUAGAUGGAGCCCAAUUAAGGGAUUGAAAGGCCUUAUGGCCGGAUAUAGGAGAGAGAGAGAGAGGUGAGUGAGGGUUGCUUUAGAAACAACCUUAUGCAUAUAUACAUGUUCAACAUCCAUCAUUCUUGCUCUUUAGUACUACGGUCUAGUGAUAUUUCUUUUCACUUGUAAGUGAGAGGUCUUAAAUUCGACUCUCGCUAAAGUCGAAUUUGUCGAACUAUAGAAACUAGAGGCACCAUCACUUUGGUGCGAGGGAGAUCGCGACAGGAUCACGGAGGAAAGGUCCUGCACAAAGGUUGAUCAACUUUGAUUUUUCAAAAUCAAAUUAGUGCUAUAAGAGGUAGUUUUUUUUAUCAUUCUUCCAUUUCCUUUUAGUCCAAAGAGCGAGUUUAAAGAUCCAUUGGUUUGGAAGUUCGGUUUGCACGUAUGUAUUAGUUUAAAGAUCAAUUGUUUUGGAUCAAAAUCAUUGUGAAAUUUCAAUUUUUUUAACCCAAAACCAACAUACCAGCCACGAACCGCCAUUAAGGCUUAGCCCUGGAAGAUUUCAUAACGGAGUUCACUCUUUCUGGAAUAAAUGAUCAUCUAACACUGGCCGACCAACAUGUGGCCAAUGCACACCCAA
Molecule: messenger RNA, 2152 nt
Organism: Pyrus x bretschneideri (Chinese white pear)
Lineage: Eukaryota; Viridiplantae; Streptophyta; Magnoliopsida; Rosales; Rosaceae
Product: amino acid transporter AVT6B-like
Exons: 5
Coding region: 83-1417 (444 amino acids)
Biological process (GO): amino acid transmembrane transport
Molecular function (GO): amino acid transmembrane transporter activity
Source: RefSeq, a predicted model, not a curated record